UAUUGUCAAAUUAAGCCAGAUAGGGGUUGUCCGAAAUUUAUUUGCUAGACCUUAAUGAAAGUACCAUAAAGUCCCUAAAAUAAAAAAAAUAUCAGACCUUCUUAUAUUAAAUUGGGGGGAUGCAGCAAGCCUUCCAGAAGAGCAGAGCUUACAGCCUAAUUACUGUUCGGGCCCUCCCCGUGAGUAGCGGCCUACCAGCCGUGAAACCGAUUGCUGCGCACCGAAGGCGAUCAAAGAGUGAAAAGAAGAGUGCCAAUAUGCCACAUAUGCGAUCAAGAGAGACGGCCCCUGUGGGCCCAACUCUGACAAUAAUAUCCGUCAAUAUAGAGGGAAUAUCAGCUGAAAAAGAGUAUAUACUUUCCGAUAUGUGCAUGUAUAACAAAUGUGACAUCCUCUGCAUGCAGGAAACUCAUAGAGGACCGGACAACUGCCGCCCUACCAUCGAGGGGAUGGUACUUAUUGCGGAAAUACAACACCGCCAGUAUGGAAGUGCAUUAUUUGCCAGACCAGGGAUAAGCAUUAAAUCUGCACAUAAAACACACGUGAACAAUAUCGAAGUCAUCACUGUCGAACUCUGUAGCUGCACUGUCACCUCCUUAUACAAGCCACCUAAUGAAGUCUUUCAGUUCCACAAACCCUUGAACUUCGAAAAUCAGCCAGUCCAACUGGUUCUAGGAGACUUUAAUAGUCAUAGUGAGAGCUGGGGUUACCGAGCUGGAGAUGAAAAUGGCAUCUUAGUGGAGGAAUGGGCAGAGUCCUACGGUGUGUCACUUAUCCACGAUCCUAAGUUACCACCCUCUUUUAACAGCGGAAGGUGGAAGAGAGGCUAUAACCCCGACCUUAUUUUCGCAAGUGAGAGGAUCUCGAAACAAUGUAUAAAAUCAGUAUGUGAGGUCAUACCCAGAACCCAACACCGACCAAUAGUCUGUAAAACAUACGCAGCAAUCCGGCCACGCACAGUGCCCUUUAGGCGAAGAUUCAACUUUGCAAAAGCGGACUGGGAAAGUUACGCCGAAGAACUGGACCACCUUAUAGCCGACCUCGAACCCACCUCAGAGAACUACGCUGAGUUUGUUGAACUGGUGAAGCUAGCAUCGAGACGACACAUACCACGCGGCUGCAGAACUCAAUACGUCCCGGGAAUGUCUGACGAUCUUCAAGAACAAGCAGAUGCGUACUAUACCUCCUAUGCUGCCGACCCCUUUUCCGAAGAAACCCUCUACUUGGGUCAUAAGCUUAUGGAAGAGAUCUCCCAGGCACAGGGGAGAAAAUGGAGUGAGCUAGUAGAAAACGUGAAUAUGACCCAUAAUAGCAAAAAGGCAUGGGCUUUCAUCAAUCAGCUCAACGGAGAUAAUAAAUCGAGCACAUAUCACUCUAACAUAACCGCCGAUCAAAUAGCACACCAACUACUCCUAAAUGGCAAAACAACAAACCCACGGAAGCCUAUUAAGCUUACUCGCCUCCCCUCCGCUCAAGAAAAUGACCAUCUGAAGGUCCCGUUUUCUAUUUCUGAACUAGACGUAGGUAUUGGAAAGCUAAAAAACGGGAAGGCAUCUGGAAUCGACGAUGUUAGGGUCGAACAAAUCAAACGAUUCGGACCCAAGGCCAAACUGUGGCUACUGCAGCUUUUCAAUUUCUGCGUCAGUACAACGUCUUUCCCAAAGCUAUGGAGGAAAUCCCAUGUCAUUGCUACACUAAAACCAGGCAAAGAUCCCGAAGACGCUAAAAGCUAUAGACCGAUCUCGCUACUCUGCCAUACAUUCAAGCUGUUUGAACGCCUAGUACUGGAACGAAUUACAACUACGCUGAAAGAUGUAUUCAUCGCCCAACAAGCAGGUUUCAGACCAGGUAAAUCCCAUCACAAGUACUCAACUUGACACAGCACAUCGAGGACGGGUUUGAGAAGGGUAUGGUGACUGGCGCGGUCUUUGUCGAUCUCACAGCGGCAUAUGACACAAUUAACCACAGAAGACUGGUGACUAAGAUAUACCACACAACUAGGGACUACAGGCUCACGCAAAUGAUCGCUGAACUAUUAUCUAACCGAAGAUUCUUUGUUUCCUUCGGAGGGCGCAAAAGUAGAUGGAGACGUCUCAAAAAUGGUCUUCCCCAGGGUAGCGUACUGGCACCAGCACUAUUCAACAUAUAUACAAACGACCAACCCAUUGAGAAGAACCUACGUCAUUUCCUCUUUGCUGAUGACCUGGCCUUGACAGCGCAAGAAAAAUCUUUCGAGGAUGUCGAGGGUGGCCUAGCGAAAGGCCUGGAGUCACUUUCAGAGUACUACCAUGAGAACCAACUUCGACCAAACCCAGCUAAAACACAGGUAUGCGCUUUCCACCUCAAAAAUAGACAAGCAACUAGGCAAUUAAACCUUAAAUGGGAGGGUUGCAGGCUGGAGCACACUCACGCACCCAAAUACCUGGGCAUAACGCUGGACAGGUCUCUCACCUACAAAGCACACUGCCUUAACACCAAACAGAAAGUGUCGGCAAGAAAUAACAUCAUCCGCCGGAUUACUGGAACCACAUGGGGCGCAGCCCCACAUACACUCCGUACUACCGCACUUGCACUUAGUUUCUCAGCCGCCGAAUACGCAUGCCAGGUGUGGAAGAACUCUGCACACACAGGUCAGGUAGAUAUUGCCCUAAACGAAACCUGUCGCCUAAUCACUGGGUGCCUAAAACCUACGAAAGUCGACCAUCUAUACCAAAUGAGCGGUAUCGCCCCUCCUCAUAUCCGUAGAAACGUGGCAACUGCUGUAGAACGCACAAAACAACUGUGCGACUCCCGACACCCACUUCAUGUACACACACCCACAACCAGUAGGCUAAAGUCACGCAGGAGCUUUGUCUCAAACUCAGCCCUCGAACACCAAACGGCGAAAGAGGCUCGUCUUAUAGCGUGGAAAUCGGAGCUCAAUGAAGACUCGCUAAGCAUUACACCCAACGAGCAUCUGCCCCCUGGUGCGAGAGAAAAAUGGGCGACCUGGAAAUCACUAAAUAGAUUAAGAUCGGGGGUAGGCCGAUCUAAAGACAACCUCCUAAAAUGGGGAAUCAACCCGGGACAAAGUGACGCAUAUUGUGAAUGUGGUGUUAUACAAACAACGCAACAUAUGAUGCAAUGUUCCCUGUGUCCAGCUAAGUGCACUGCAGAAGACCUUAUAAAUGCUACCCCCCGAGGGUUGGAGGUGGCAAGAUAUUGGCAAAAUAUUAUUUAGUUUAUAACUCAUGAUCCCUUCACACGAUAAGAAGUAAGAUAUUAAAUAGUGCUUACCAAUACCUUCAGAUCAUACUCUCGGAAAGUCGGAACAUAAUAAUACAAAAUUAUGCACAUGUCAACAUUUAGACGAGGUUUGUUUUGUCCUUUUACUUAACGAUACAGUCCUUAUUGGUAAAUGUCGACAUUCAUCUGAUUUUCAUCACUCUUUAUAUGCACAGUGUCACGUGACUGGGGAUGUAGUCCUCACGCUCUGGAGAUUCACAUCAGCUGUCGCAGCGCGUUUUGUGGACUCUUCUCUAGUCUUAUUACGAUUGUCCUAAUCGUUGUCGCCAUCAUAAUUAGCUUCGUACUCGGCAAUAUAAAAAUCGAGGACUUUCAAUACUUCAGCCAAUAUUUUAGUGACACUGUGAACCUAAUACUUCACAUAACGAUGUUGGUGACUUGUGGAAUAGUUUUCUACAAGACGCAAUCCCUAGACAUCAACAAUCAUCCGGUUCCGUGGCUGGACGAUGUCUUGUUGUAUAUCUGCGUGCCUGCGUUUUUCCUAGAAUCGAUGUUGACCGUCAUUCCUGCUAUCACGGCGCUAAACAUAGUAAAAUUUUUCGAUACUAUUAUUAUGUCUUUACAAAUGAUAAUACAAAUGGUCUUCAUAAUUGACGGCUUGCGGCGAUGCAGUAACUCUCGAACUCUGCGACGAACUAAGCCUGGAAGGGAACUUGUCCUAUUCUUGCUCGUCACGAAUGUGUCAAUGUGGGUGAUGUACACCUUCUCAUACCAGUCCCCGGACAGCAAAGACGUGAGAUAUAAGUACUACGGGAAAGUGGUGUGGCUCGCAAUCGGCCAUUUUUGCAAACCCAUCAUAAAAAGCAAAACAAAUGACAUAAUCACACUUCAGAAAAUAGGCAUGAAAAUUGAAAGGUCGUACGAUGCUUACAAAAUUUUUGUAAAUAAACACAAGUUGGACAUGUAUCUGGACAAUAAAUUAUGGCCCGACGGCAUAAAGUUUUGUCGAUUUAUGCGCUUUAAACCCAGUAACCCUACAGCGAGGAGUGGGGGGCAGGGGCUAAUAAACAAUUCUUCUUUUGAUAACGACCCAGUUAAAUAAUAAUAGUAGUACUUUUAUAACAUACAAUUGUAAGAACGUAAAAAGAAGCGUUGAAUGUGUGAGAUCGCUUCGUAAGAAGGCGGAUGUGAUUGCUCUUCAGGAAACUUGG
Molecule: messenger RNA, 4436 nt
Organism: Leguminivora glycinivorella
Lineage: Eukaryota; Metazoa; Arthropoda; Insecta; Lepidoptera; Tortricidae
Exons: 4
Coding region: 120-1877 (585 amino acids)
Molecular function (GO): catalytic activity
Source: RefSeq, a predicted model, not a curated record